UCUAAUCAUGGCGUAUCACCGUCGGGCAAUACGUCUCUGAUAUUAAAGAUAUUUACCCCUCAAGGAACUUCCGGUACCGUGGGUCUGAAUAUCUCUACAUAUGAGAUGACAGGUAAAAGUGACACUGCACUCGUCAUCGAGAACGUCGCCUUCAGCAACAUUGAUUCCUGGUUUCCAUGUAAAUGUAAUUCACUAACUGUGACCUACAACAAGACUGGAGGUUCACCCGUUCAAAAUCUAGCUUUUAUAACACUGUCCUACAUCAACUCUUUUGCACACGAAAAUUCAAGAAGUGUAAGUCUAAUUGUUUGUUUACGAAUUGAUCCAGGAAGAGCUAGAUUUGGAGAAACAUACGUCUUUUCUGCAGUACAUGUAACUGACAAGUCUAUUUCGAAGAUUAAUUUCACAAUUAGCAAACCUGAAAUAUUUCAUGACAAGAGGGGCGAUGUGUUAUCAAUGUUUAAUAACAUGCUUGACGGAAAUGAGACCACUUGUUUAAAGUUACCAGUCCAGGGCGAAAUUCCGCCAUUAUUCUGGGUGAAGAUGAAGACUUCAUGGCUCAACAUUUCUUCUACUGAACACAACAUUACAGUUAUAGGAGUACAUAUAUCUUGUCGGCCGCAGGGGGAAAGAGUUCUACAGGUAUCCUUUCCCACAGAGAGCUCUAAAAGUGGAUUUCAAGGAGAAGUGGAAUUUUGUAAUCUGACGUUUGAAGACAUUAGUUCGGAAGGAAAUUUAACAAAAUGUGUCUACAACUGCAAAUGCAAAAGUGUCCUUGAAUGUGGAGAAUUGCUUUUAUUCAUGGCAAAGCAUGACAUCUUAGAGUGGAGUUUAUGUGAGGUGUAUGCAAAAAAUAUAAAAUGA
Saccostrea cuccullata (small rock oyster) is the source of this 864-nucleotide messenger RNA. RefSeq lists its product as uncharacterized. Bases 106 to 864 code for a protein of 252 amino acids. The transcript has 2 exons. NCBI's taxonomy places the organism in Eukaryota, Metazoa, Mollusca, Bivalvia, Ostreida, Ostreidae. The record is from RefSeq and is a predicted model, not a curated record.